This is a messenger RNA of Esox lucius (northern pike), 1666 nucleotides long. RefSeq names its product thymidine kinase 1, soluble (gene tk1). Gene Ontology annotation, biological process: thymidine metabolic process. The transcript is spliced from 6 exons. Bases 289 to 885 code for a protein of 198 amino acids. The record is from RefSeq and is a predicted model, not a curated record. Gene Ontology annotation, molecular function: ATP binding; thymidine kinase activity. NCBI's taxonomy places the organism in Eukaryota, Metazoa, Chordata, Actinopteri, Esociformes, Esocidae.
UCCGGUAGGCUAACAACGACAGGAGUGUAGCCGUGACCUCGGUAACAAAUUCUGGCGCCUCGGUUCCUCAAUUUAGUGGAACAGCAGCUGUUUCUCAAUGUCAAGGAAGGAUCCUUCGAAUCCCACCAAGGACUGAGUCCUUCGUUCGGAGAAUUUCCCAUAGACGGCGAAGGAUGCAUGUGUAUCCUUCGCGCUCCUAUAUUACCCACCAUCCUAUGCGCACGGCUUUGCCAGCUCGUAAACAAAAAAAAAAUUGACGGGGCAAUAUGUUUUUAAAUCACAGAGUUGAUGAGGCGGGUGCGUCGUUUUCAAAUCGCUCAGUACAACUGCUUGGUGAUCAAGUAUGCUAGAGACACACGGUAUUCUGAAACGGGAAUGGCCACGCAUGACAAAAGCACGAUGGAAGCAGUGCCUGCCAACUGCCUGGAAGACGUACGCUCACUGGCCAAGCGCGCUUGUGUCAUCGGCAUCGACGAGGGACAGUUUUUCCCAGACACGGUGGAGUUCUGUGAAGAGAUGGCCAACAUGGGGAAAACCAUAAUUGUGGCAGCCCUGGACGGAACCUUCCAGAGAAAGCCGUUUGGUAACAUCCUGAACCUUGUCCCUCUUGCGGAGAGCGUGGUGAAGCUCAAUGCAGUCUGUAUGCAGUGUUUCAAGGAGGCUGCCUAUACCAAGAGACUGGGGGCUGAGAAGGAGGUGGAGGUGAUUGGUGGAGCCGAUAAGUACCACGCGGUAUGCAGGAAGUGUUACGGCAACCUGAUGAACAAUGUGGAGAAAGAGAACAGCGCCCCCUUAAGGGACGAGACGCCACCGCAUGUCCUGAUGGGAAAAACGCUGGAAAGUGCCACCGUACCACGGAAACUCUUCUCUUCGUUGCACCUAUGAAACUCUUCGCCUUGUUGCACAUAUGACCAUGCUCUGAAGGGUAGACCGCCGUUAGAGAAAUGGAUCAACAUGGUGACUUUAAAGGGAUAGUUGACUGAUUUUAAAGGACUUGUUCACCAAGGUGACUUUAAAGGGGUAGUUCACUCAGAAUUUUAACAUGGGUAGUUGAAUGAAAUUGCUGGUUUGAGAUGAAUUAUCCCUUAGAUUUUAGGUUUGGUAUUUUACUAAUGGACAAUAUUGCUUUUUGGUGUCUAAUGUCCUUCUAAUUGGAGAAGGGAACUAUACCUUCUGUGUUUUCCAAGUUUAGUAUUUAAGUGAGCUAGAAUUAAGAAUGACGCACCAUCAAUGCCUUGAACUGUGUAGUAUGCGUGUGGUCUGUGAGCUUGUAGUUCAUGUCCAUGCCUUAAAUCAUAUACUUGACUGUAAAUAUUCUAAUACACUGACCAUAUUAGUACCUUCUGUUUUUGUUCAACUUGUAGAGCAAACAAGCCACCAAUACCCGCACUGCCAUUGAGUCUCUAAGAAUUGUAUGUUCAACUGUUAUGAGUUUGCAUAAUACUGGUCAUACUGACACUUAAGUAAAUACAUGUUAUGUUAUUUUUUUUAGAAUUUUCCAUGGUUGUUUUUUCCCGGAUUUUGCACAUGAUGUUUAAGUCAAACCCAACUGGUUGUGUUCAUGUUGUUCAUUGAACCAGAACCUGACAACAGUUGGAAAAGAGGGAGGGGCUUAGUUGCCACUACACUUAUAGAACUGUUCAAGUCCCUUUAAAAAAAAAAAAAU